This is a messenger RNA of Panonychus citri (citrus red mite), 7610 nucleotides long. It is a transcript of the gene cher, whose product is annotated as filamin-A-like. The transcript is spliced from 18 exons. Gene Ontology annotation, molecular function: actin filament binding. Gene Ontology annotation, biological process: actin cytoskeleton organization. Lineage: Eukaryota; Metazoa; Arthropoda; Arachnida; Trombidiformes; Tetranychidae. Bases 194 to 7312 code for a protein of 2372 amino acids. The record is from RefSeq and is a predicted model, not a curated record.
UUUCAUCUUCUCAUAACAAACUCCCUUUGCUCCCACAGAAUCAAAGUAAUUACAAUAUCAUUUUUUUAUUAACGUUAACACGUUUUAAUUGUUAUUGUUUAUGUGAUAAUCAUUUUCAACCUCAUCACCAAUUUGAUAAUCAAUUUAAAUAAAAAAGGUUAAUCAUCGUUCCGUGUCCUAAACCAAAGUGAAAAUGGGUGUAGCUGAUGAUAGAAGAGGAAAUCCGGAUGAAGAGGACAUUAUGGAGAGAGAACUCGCUGAGGAUGCUGUUUGGAAGCGAAUUCAGAAAAAUACCUUCACAAGAUGGGCCAAUGAACAUUUGAAAACUGUCAAUUCUCAUAUUGAAAAUUUGGAAACUGAUUUUGAAGAUGGCACCCGUUUGGUUGCCUUGGUCGAAGUGCUUUCGGGAAAACGAUUACCUCGACACAAUAAACGGCCUAAACUACGAGCCCAAAAACUUGAGAAUGUCAAUAUCGCUCUUAAUUUUUUAACUCAACAAGAAGGAAUCAAAAUCGUCAACAUCGAUAGUACUGAUGUUGUUGAUGGUCACCUUAAGCUGAUUCUCGGCUUAAUUUGGACUCUUAUCCUUCAUUAUUCAAUCUCAAUGCCCAUGUGGGAGGGUGAAGAUGACUCAAUGUACCGAGGGCGGGGAGAGCCAACACCCAAACAACGACUCCUUGGUUGGAUCAAGAAUAAGAUUCCAGAAGUUCCGGUCAAUAAUUUCACCACCGAUUGGAACAGUGGUAAAGCCUUGGGUGCUUUGGUCGAUGCAGUUGCACCAGGUCUAUGUCCCGACUGGCCUGAUUGGAAGCCAGAAGAUGCUUUGAAAAAUACAAAAGAAGCGAUGAAAUUGGCCGACGAUUGGCUUAAUGUCCCUCAACUAAUUAAACCCGAUGAUGUUGUCGAUCCCAAAGUGGAUGAUCUUUCAAUGAUGACCUAUUUAUCCCAGUAUCCUAAUGCUAAAUUAAAGCCUGGAGCACCACUUAGACCAAGAAAUAAUCCAAAUCGGGUUCGUUGUUAUGGACCAGGAAUUCAGCCCGAUGGUGUUGUCAAAGGAGCUCAAACAAACUUUACCGUUGAAACUUUUUCGGCUGGUAAAGGUAAAGUCGAAGUGUUCAUUUUGGAUCCAUCAGGCAAACAAGAACCUGUCGCUGCAAAAUUCAAUGACGAUCCAAGUAAAACUUACACUUGCUCUUAUACUCCAAAGAUUGAAGGUCAACAUAAGGUGAUCGUCAAAUUUAACGGAGUCGAAGUACCAAAAUCUCCAUUCGCUGUCAAUGUCGAAGGUGUCGCUGGUGAUGCUACCAAAGUUACUGCAUCAGGACCAGGUCUUCAACCGACCGGAGUUCAAGUCGGCAAACCGACUUAUUUUGAUGUUUUCACUAAAGGUGCUGGUAAAGGUCAAUUAGAAGUCGUUAUUUUGGAUCCGACUGGAAAACCAAAUACUGUACCUUUACGUGUUCGUCCUCUUGGUGAUGAUGUUUAUCGAUGUGAAUAUGUUGCCCAGGCAACUGGAGUCCAUUCCGUUAAUGUUUUCUUUGCUGGUAAACAAGUGCCCAAAAGUCCGUUUGGUGUUCGUGUCUCACCAAUUUGCGAUCCACGGAAAGUCCGAGCUUCUGGUCGUGGUUUACAACCAACUGGAGUGCGAGUUGGUGAUAUCGCUGAUUUCAAGGUUACCACCGAAGGUGCUGGUGAAGGAAAUCUUGAUAUUAAAGUAAUCGGACCUGAUGGAAAACCUGAAAAGGUCAAUAUUCGUAAAAUCGAUGCGACAACAUUUGAUUGUGACUAUCGACCUGCAAAACCAGGUAAAUAUGUGGUUAUUAUUUCCUUUGGAACUCAAGAAAUAUUCAGGUCACCAUUCGAGGUAAAUGUUGGACCUCCAAAAGCGUCAAAAAUACGAGCAUAUGGACCAGGAUUAAAAGGCGGUGUCGUUGGUUAUCCCGCUAAAUUUACUGUUGACACAAACGGUGAAACGGGAACCCUUGGGUUCACAAUUGAAGGUCCAUCUGAGGCUAAAAUUGAAUGUACGGAUAACGGGGAUGGUUCAGCUGAUGUUGUUUACUUUCCAACAGCUCCUGGUGAAUAUGCAAUUCACGUUCUCAGCAACGGAGAGGAUAUUCCUCAGUCACCUUGGGUCUCUCAGGUCACUUCAAAACCAGGUCCCGACUUUGCACCAGACAAAGUUGUAACCACAGGAAAAGGUAUCGGACCUUCAGUUGUCCAAGGUCGCCCUACAGACUUCACUGUCGAUACAAGAAAAGCUGGAACUGCUCCACUCGAUGUAUCCGUUAUGGACAAAGCUUGUGAACAAGUGCCAAUGAAAGUCGCCAACGCAAAAGACGGAACCGUUAAGUGUGAAUAUAAGCCCGAGAAUCCAGAUAAACACGUUGUCCAAGUUAACUAUGGCGGAGUCGCUGUUCCAGGAAGUCCGUUCAAGGUUCAAGUUGCACCUCCAACCGACGCCGCAAAGGUUAAAAUAUUUGGACCUGGAGUCGAGCCUGGUGUUAAACCGGGUGUUCCAACUUUCUUCAAUGUCGACGCAGAGGAAGCGGGACCAGGCCAGUUAAAGGUCGCAGUUAAAGAUGACAAAGGAAAAGAAAUCGCAACUCAACUUCAAGACAAUGAAAACAACACUUAUUCAAUUGAUUAUACUGCUCCAAAGGCCGGUAUUUAUACUGUAAAUGCGACAUAUUCUGGUCAACCUAUUCCAGGAACACCAAUAACUGUACCUGUCACACCUCCAAGUGACCUGAGCAAGGUCAAAGUCGAAGGACUAGAACCAAUUGCGGUGAUGAACAAUUUAUAUCAAUUUCGAGUUGUUAUUGAUGAAUCCUUAGCAGGCAUACCUUUUAUCCAUGAUUAUAUCUCCAUUUGUAUAACAAGUCCUUCAGGUCGACCGAUCAGGCCACAUGUAAUUAACACUUCGGAAGGUUGUUUAGUCAAUUUUGUUCCAAUUGAGAUGGGCCAAUAUCUUAUAUCAGUUUCUCUUGCCGGAAGUGGUAAAAUUGAUGAUAAACCAAAUUACAUUUACUGUCUUCCCGAGCAAACAUUAUCCAUGGUUAAUCCUUCACCAUCAACUUCAUCUGGUUCCAAUCAAGUUAAUCGACACAAUCAGGCUCCAAUUGAUAUACCGAUUUAUGGUCGAGCCUUUGCCGAUGCCGUUUUCUUGGAUUCGCCAACUGACUUUACCGUUGACACUCGAGCUUUACCCAAGAAAUCUGAGGCCACAGUAACGUGCCGAAUAACGAACCCAUCAGGUUCUCAAACAGCUACUCAAGUGACCAAAGCCAAGGAUGGAACACAUAAAGUUGCCUUCACACCAACGGAAGAAGGUCCACUUAAAGUUGACGUUAUGGUUGAUGGUCAAGCUGUUCCUGGAAGUCCAUUUGCCGUGAAUGCGACCAGAGGAUGUAAUCCAGGAAAAGUCAGAGCUUAUGGACCUGGUUUGGAACAAGGAAUCAUUAAUCAAAAGAAUACAUUUACCGUGGAGACAAAAGGAGCGGGUAUCGGCGCUCUAGGCCUUUCUAUCGAAGGUCCAUCCGAAGCGAAGAUGAACUGUCGUGAUAAUCGCGAUGGAACCUGUACCGUUGAUUAUAUUCCGAUUGAAAUCGGUGAUUAUGAUAUUGGAAUCAAAUUUGCCAACAAACAGAUUCCCGGAAGUCCAUUUAGAGUGGCCGUUGAUCACCCUGUUGAUGUAUCAAAGGUAACAGCCUAUGGUCCAGGUUUAGAACCAGCUAAUUGCCGAGCCGGUCCACCUCUUCCAUUCACUGUUGAUGCAUCCAAAACUGGCAAAGCUCCGUUGACCGUUGAAGUGACCUCAGAAAAAGGACCAGUUCCCUAUUCCCCCGAGAUCUCAGAUAAUGGCGAUAACAUUUACGACGUAUCUUAUUUACCACCACCAGAAGGCAGUAAAUGUAACGUUAAUGUUAAAUAUGGAGGAAAACCUAUUCCUGGCAGUCCAUUUCAAAUGAAGGUCAAACCAAUGACCGAACCUCAAAAUGUCAAACUAUCUGGUCCUGGAAUUGCAAAGACACUUCCUGCCAGUUUUCCCGCUGAAUUUACAAUCGAUGCCAAAAACGCAGGUUACGGAAGACCCGAAGUUAAAAUUCAGGCUCCCGAUGGGUCUAAAUGUAAGGCGACAAUCGUUGACAAUCAGGAUGGCACUUACAAGGUGAACUACACACCCGACGAUGUGGGUAACUAUAAGGUGAACGUUACCUUUGGAGGUAAACCCGUGCCUGGAGCUCCGAUAACGGUCAAGACAACGGUAACUGGUCAAGCGGAUAAAUGUAAAAUCGCACAAAAGGUAAAGGAAACAAUAGCCGCAGGCGAAGAGCAAUGUCUUCAAGUUGACGCUCGACAGGCAGGCAAAGGUGCGGUUACCUGUAAGGUGAACAAGGUGAAGGAAGAGACUCGAACUGAAAAGCAACAGGUAACAAGCACCAAGAGUCAAGUGAAAAAGGUAAUUAAACAAACGACAACCGAAGAGGAGAUCGAGGAAGAGGAAGAGGAAAUAAUUGAAUACCGAGUAGCCGAUAACAAAGACGGAACUUAUAACGUUUAUUACAAAACAAUUGAACAAGGAGACUACAAAGUUGACCUUAAAUUUGGUGGACAAUCAAUUCCAAAUGGUAGUUUCACAAUUAAGACAACUCAGACCACUGAAGAAGUUAAAUCGAGACGAACUAUCGUUCGGAAGGAAGAGUCAUCAUCGUAUUCAGAGGUUCGAGAGUUUCGACAGGUUCAAUUAUACAACGUACCAGUUCCACCCUCUUCUGUUGAGCCGAAACGUCGUGCGUUCAUUAAAAUGCCUUCAGGUGCUACUGAUAAACCGACAAUUAUCGAUAAUCACGAUGGUACUAUUAGUGUUAAAUACGAUCCUAAAGAAGAAGGUCUUCAUGAACUUCACAUUAUCUAUAAUGAAGAUCCAAUCGCUGGUUCACCUUUUAAAUUUUUCGUCGAUCGAGUCUCUAGUGGAGCGGUGACUGCCGCUGGACCUGGACUAACUCAUGGUAUCGCUGGUGAGCCAUGUGAUUUUACAAUCUACACCAAAGGUGCUGGAGGUGGGGGACUUCAAGUGGCUAUUGAAGGUCCAUCUAAAGCGGAAAUUCAGUGUGUUGAUAAUUCGGACUCAACAGUUUCAGUCUCAUAUUUACCUAUUCUUCCAGGUGAAUAUAAGAUUAUUGCCAAAUUUGCUGGACGACACAUCAAGGGGAGUCCAUUUUCCGCUAAAAUUACCGGCGAAGGACGAAAACGAGCUCAAUUGUCUGUUGGACAUUCGUCUGAAGUUAGUUUGAAAUGCUCUGAGAAAGAUAUUCGUAAUCUGGCAGCUACUAUCGUCACACCCUCUGGCCUAGAAGAACCUUGUUUCGUGAAGAAACUGCCCAAUGGUCAUCUUGGAAUAUCUUUCACUCCCCGUGAGUGUGGUGAACACUGUAUUCAUAUCAAAAGAUUGGGUAAACAUAUAAGUGGAUCUCCAUUCAAAAUAAAUGUCCUGGAACGAGAGAUUGGUGAUGCCUCAAAGGUAUCGGUCAGUGGUCCAGCCUUGAAAGAGGGUCGAACCCAUAUAAACAAUGAAUUCCUCAUUGAUACUAAAGAGGCCGGUUUUGGUGGAUUAAGUUUAUCAAUUGAAGGUCCAUCCAAGGCUGAGAUCGAUUGCAAAGACAAUGAAGACGGAACAUUGAAAGUGGGAUACAAACCCACCGAACCAGGUUAUUAUAUAAUCAACCUUAAAUUUGCUGAUCAUCAUGUUCCUGGAAGUCCAUUUACUGUUAAGGUCACUGGUCAAGGAUCAAACAUUCAACGGGAAAACAUCAAGAAACAAAGAGAUGCCCUACCGAUCACCGAUGCUGGUUCAGAAUGCAAAUUAACCUUCAAAAUGCCAGGAACCGCUGCUAUGGACAUGAAUGCUACCGUUACAUCACCUUCGGGACACACCGAUGAUGCUUGUAUUCAGGAUCUUGACGAUUGCUUGUAUGCCGUUAAUUUUGUCCCCAAGGAGGUUGGUGUUCAUACCGUUAGUGUUAAAUACAAAGAUGCUCAUAUACCCGGUUCACCAUUUCAAUUUACCGUUGGACCUUUGAGAGAGUAUGGUGCUCACAGAGUCCAUGCCGGUGGACCAGGUCUCGAACGUGGUGUUGUCCAUGAGCCUUGUGAAUUUAAUGUAUGGACACGAGAAGCUGGUGCUGGAAGCUUGUCUUUAUCAGUCGAAGGUCCAUCAAAGGCUGACAUCGACUUCAAAGAUCGCAAGGAUGGCUCUUGUCUAGUUGCUUACAAAGUAACCGAACCAGGAGAAUAUCGAGUUGGAAUAAAGUUCAACGAUCAACACAUACCCGACAGUCCGUUCAAAGUUUGGGUUAUGCCUCAAAUUAACGAAGCGAAAAGAGUUGAACUUCGAGCUUUACCAAAUGAGAAUAAUUUGAAGGUCGGUGCACCAGUGACCAUUAUCAUCAACUUGAAUGGAGCUCGUGGUGUUCUCGAUGCUAAAAUUAUUUCGCCAACUGGUCUUGAAGACGAUUGUUUCAUUACCAUGAUAGAUGCUGAUGAACACGCUCUCCGAUUUGUACCCAAAGAGAAUGGUGUUCAUACUCUUCAUAUACGUUUCAACGGAGUCCAUAUAAAGGAAAGUCCUUAUCGUAUAAGGGUCGGCAAAGACACAGCUGAUCCCGCGGCAGUAACGGCUUCUGGUCCAGGAUUGAAAGACACCAAAAGCGGUGUUAAAACUGAAUUCAUUGUUGACACUUGUUCAGCUGGACACGGGCGACUCUCAGUUUCUGUUGACGGACCAUCCAAGGUCUCAAUGGAUUGCACCGAGUGCGAGGAAGGUUACAAGGUCCGAUACACUCCCCUCUGUCCUGGUGAAUAUUACAUAACCGUUAAGUACAAUGGACAUCAUAUUGUUGGAAGUCCAUUCAGGGUUCGUUGCACAGGUGACAAGGUAAUCCCAAUUAGUGAAGCUGAAUCAGCAUCUUUGGCUGUUGAAACUGCAGAUAAACCGAUUGGCAGAGUUGGUGGUUUACCUAAAUUCAAAUCGGAUGCAUCUAAGGUCACCGUUAGAGGAAACGGAAUCAAAAAAGCCUUGGUUAAUAAGCCAACUAAUUUAACUGUCGACGGACAGAGAGCGGGAAGUAACAUCUUAUUCGCUGCCGUCUAUGGACCUAAAGGACCUUGCGAUGAAGUUAUGACGAAACAUUUGGGACUAAAUGUUUACCAUGUAACUUACACUUUAAAGGAAAAAGGUGACUACGUGUUGAUCGUCAAGUGGGGAGAUGACCACAUCCCUGGAAGUCCAUUCAAAGUGGAAGCCGCUUAGAACUGACCUUUUGAUGACUAAUCGAAAACCAUUGACCUUUUUUUUUGUCGAAUGCACCAUAACUGAAUUACCAUUGAUUGUUGUUGAAGUUUAAUUAUCAAGUCUCAUACAUCAUCAGAAUGCAAUUAUUAACAGGGAUUAAUCAUCAUUAUUAAAAGACGGAAAAAAAUAAACGAAAAAUCAAUUGAACAAUCAACUAAUUGUUACCUAAACUGUUAACCAAACAAUUAAACACCGUUAAAGAUACAACUGGAAAACAGACUCAUUAAACUAUCACAAUUUACAGAUUAUCCUUUAA